This is a messenger RNA of Zophobas morio, 1742 nucleotides long. RefSeq names its product lipoyl amidotransferase LIPT1, mitochondrial-like. Bases 91 to 1257 code for a protein of 388 amino acids. The record is from RefSeq and is a predicted model, not a curated record. The transcript has 3 exons. Gene Ontology annotation, biological process: protein lipoylation. Lineage: Eukaryota; Metazoa; Arthropoda; Insecta; Coleoptera; Tenebrionidae. Gene Ontology annotation, molecular function: lipoyltransferase activity. Gene Ontology annotation, cellular component: cytoplasm; mitochondrion.
CCUCAUCGCGCUAACAGCGUCGCAUAAAAACGCUUGUAUGUGAAUACCUUAAGGACAUAGGGCACAACACUUAAAAUAAUUGUGUUCAAAAUGGCACUAGUGCAACAAAGCUUCAAAAUGAGUGCUUUCCUCGCUCGUUUCAGCCGGGCCUACUCGACACCAGUCGAAAAAGACAUUAAAAAAUCAGUAUUCAUCUCGCAAUCCAAAGACAUUUACACCAAUUUAGCCCUCGAGGACUGGCUCUACCGCAACUUCGACUUCACAAACCACCACGUUCUCAUGCUGUGGCAGAACGAACCGUGCGUCGUUAUCGGCAGGCACCAGAACCCCUGGCUCGAAGCCAACGUCUCCGAACUGAACAACAUCUCGGAAAAGGGGGUGAAAUUGGCGAGACGCAACAGCGGCGGAGGUACAGUUUAUCACGACUUGGGAAAUCUCAACAUGACUUUCUUCACUGGGAGAGAACAGUACAACAGAAAGUAUAACCUGGAGAUCGUCACCAGAGCGCUGUUCAGGGAGUAUGGACUCAAGCUGGAGAUAUCGCCCAGACAAGACCUCACGCUGCGCAAUUGCAAAGUAUCUGGAACGGCCGCUAAAUUAGGCAGACCCAGCGCCUACCACCACUGCACCCUUCUGGUCAACUGCAACAAAGUUAACCUCAGUCAGGCCCUCCAAAAACUGGACGCUGGCAUCCAAACAAACGCGACUAAAUCCAUCAAAUCAAAAAUAAUUAACUUGUGUGAAGAAAACCCCAAACUCGACGUACCUUCGCUGUAUCGAGUCGUUGGUUGGGAGUAUUUACGCACCCAGGCCUUAUCUGUCAAAGACGGUGGCUUGGAACUUGCCAACAAACAAAAAGGGUUUCAGAUGAUCAACCCCACAGAGCAAUGGUUUCCCGGUAUCAAUGCACUUAGAGAUACCUUUCAAGGCUGGGAAUGGCGUUACGGCCGAACACCAAAAUUCACAAUAACACGGUCGUUUACGGUUCCGGAUAAUUUGCUCAAUACUGACGUUCCAGACGAUUUGAGAGUAACCAUGGUGGUUGAAAAUGGCAAAAUCAGCGACGUGAAUUUGUUCCUUCCGCCAGGUUUAGCAGCAAAUGGUUUCAGUGGUAAUGUAAAUGUUAUAACGAGUCUCAUUGGCCACAAAUUUUCUGAGGAGGCUCUAGAUAAUUUAGAGUGGUCUGUUGGGACUUUGAUUAGCGAUAAAGAUAAAUUUGUUACAGACUGUGUGCGACAAGUCAUGCAAUCUGUAUAAUAUGAGGUUGGACAGAAAGACAAAUGAUUUGUGUUUCUGUCCAUGUUCUGUUUCUAAACGUACUAUCACGGUACCAGUUUCCUCUUGCUAGUGCCAUUUAUUGUUUAGUUAGUAUUUCGGUUAAAUUAUCAUCACAUUAUUUUAACUGUUAGAUAAUUGUGUUAUUUUUUGAUGUGUUAUUAUCUUUAGAUUAAGUUGAAAACCGUUCUGAACGGUCAACAAGAAUUAAUCAUAUCAUUUAUAACUUACAUUAUUAUUAAUUGACUAUGUUUCAUAACUUACUGGAUCUGAUUUUUGUAAAUAUUUUUUUAGUCUAAUUGAGUAGGCGGUAUUCAUUUUUUAAUUAGUUAAUGUUUCUAAUAGUGCUUUAACUCGCUUCUGCAAUUUUGUGUUUAAGGUGUUGUGCCUUUUAGGUUAGGUGUUACUAAUUGUUAUUAGUAAGUUAUAAUAAGAAUUUUUACAAUAAAUCAAGUAUUUUUAAACUA